GGUCCGAGUACUAGAACGACAUUGCCACGACAUGACUCAUCUCUGCCGCUGCAUCGCUCUUCUUCGAUGCAGCUUCGUCAGGGGCAGACAUCUCAGGACCAUGGCACGGGCUUGGAUUCGAUGCCCGAGCAAUUUCUUUCCCCUAACCCAUAUGCGUACACAGGAUAUGAUGCAUACACCCAAGGUGAGGGAUCUCAGCCGUAUCUCUCCACGCGAGGGAUCCCCAUGCCCGAGGAGACUCGUGUACCAGAUUUAAACCAGCACCACGUACAAUGGCCAGACAGUAUAGGAGAGGGAUAUGCUCAGGACACACCUGAUGUUAAUUGGGGCGAUGAGAACACCCAACGCGGCGUCAACACAUGCCUCCGGGGAGCAUCACGUGAUCAUGGCGUCAACACAGGCCUCCGGGGAGCAUCACAUGAUCUUGGCAACACGGUUACGUCAUUAGUUACAGAGUUCUUCAGAGGGGACGUUAUUGGCCCAUCUUUUAUCCCCCCGGAGUCACAACCAUACGCCUACAAUUACGCUUCAGGUUCGCAACAAGGAUUCGCGACUCCACCACCUACGCAGGACUCGCAGACACAUGAAGCCGAAUUGGAGUACGGCCGCGGUCUUCGUGUGCCCCGGCCACCUAAUCGCUUGUCGCCUUCCGGUCGUAAGGAAAGGCCAGGUGGUCGUCGUUAAGUAGGGUGAUUCAUCUAUGCACGUGCGCGACCCAUUGUAUCUACAUAUGUGUGUAUCAGACUUUUCAAUUUGAACAUCUAUGUAUGCUGAAAUAAAAAUGCACCAGUCA
Messenger RNA from Triticum dicoccoides, 793 nucleotides. RefSeq lists its product as uncharacterized. NCBI's taxonomy places the organism in Eukaryota, Viridiplantae, Streptophyta, Magnoliopsida, Poales, Poaceae. The transcript is spliced from 2 exons. The record is from RefSeq and is a predicted model, not a curated record. The coding region runs from base 67 to 684 and encodes 205 amino acids.